Messenger RNA from Sclerotinia sclerotiorum 1980 UF-70, 1929 nucleotides. RefSeq lists its product as hypothetical. The record is from RefSeq and is a predicted model, not a curated record. Gene Ontology annotation, biological process: activation of GTPase activity. Bases 1 to 1929 code for a protein of 642 amino acids. NCBI's taxonomy places the organism in Eukaryota, Fungi, Ascomycota, Leotiomycetes, Helotiales, Sclerotiniaceae. The transcript is spliced from 5 exons. Gene Ontology annotation, molecular function: GTPase activator activity.
AUGCCCCUGCCUAGGUUGUAUCUUAUGAGGAAGGCUGACAACAAGGCUGUCAGCAAGGCUGAGACAUUUGAGAGAAAGAAGAUGGCAGGUGACGAUCAAGUCCGCAUCAAGCCUUUUCGAACUCAAGAAAUCAGAUCUUCAUUAGAUCCUUUGGAUGAUGAUGAGCACUCGCCAUGGAAUACCCUUCGAAAAGAUGAAGAGAUUCGUGCCGAAAUAUUUCAGGAUAUCGAAAGAUGUAUGCCAGAAGAACCAUACUUUCGUCAAGCCGACAUACAACGGUUUAUGUUAGAUGUGUUGUUUGUUUUUUGCAAAAUCAAUCAGGAUGUAGGUUAUCGCCAGGGCAUGCAUGAGAUACUGGCUCCUAUCCUAUGGGUAGUUGAGCGAGAUUCUAUUGAUCCUGGAGACAUUAAUGGUGGUGACACAACCGAAUCUGAAACAAGUUCAUCAGACUCAAUUAUGAAGCAGUGCCUGGAUCGUAGAUUCAUCGAGCAUGAUGCCUUCACUCUCUUAUCCCUAGUGAUGAGAUCGGCUAAAUCGUUCUACGAACUCGGCGAUCCCGGUCAAAAGACUCCUCAAAAUGGUAUUGGAACACCUCAAAACGGCGCUUCCCCUAUCGUUGAAAGGAUAUUGGAGUCGAAUUACUCACUGGCCCUCAUGCUAUUACUCAAAUAUGAUUGCCCGCCAAGUCCUCAAACAUUGGUCGAUGAUGCAAUUUUCCUGCGAGAUAAUUUCAACGCUACUGGAGGCUCUAAGGUAAUCCAUAAAUAUAGUGGUAGAUCCCCACGGCGAGAUAAAUCGUCAACGCCACCUGACACUCCUCUUGAAGGAAGUCUCAGCCCUAGACAGAUACUCAUGCGAAAUAGAUCGUCAUUAACUACUCCUACUCGGUUCUUACAGCAACAAGGGGGUGUUGAGGCGUUAAUCCAUGGGGCUGCGGGCGCCGCAAAAGGGGUGUAUAAUAGGGGAGAGCGCCUCGGCAUCAAUCAAGCUGUACGCGAUGCAAUGGAAGAGGUCAAGAAAAAUAUGCAAGGACUACAAACUCCACGAAGCAUUAACUCCUCUAGAAGGGCCACUGGUGCUUCACGGUGGUCCCUUGACGACGGGCGUGUGCUGCCUGCCUCAACUGCUAUCAUGGCAACAAUGAAUGAAAGAAAUAGGCAAUUGGCAGUCAUGCUAGAUCACGCAAUGAAAGAUCUGAGAUCUAUUUCUGUGUCACAAGAAACUGACCGGGAGAAGUACAUCGAGGCGAUAGACAUAGCCAUCGCGAAAGUUGAUUUUGUGAGAGUAUACUUGGAAGACUCUACCAUGCCACUUCCAAUCACGUCACCAAAUAUCGAUAACGGAAGUGAACCUGCUACACAAGAAGCAGAUAUACCGAAAGUGCUAUUGCCACCAAUUCCAGAUCAUGUACAGACAACUCCACCAGAGCCAUCUAGCAUAACUUCGGACUUGGGAACGGUUCUGAUAGAGAAUGCAGAUGACCUAGACACCCCCUCUGUAUCAAUACCUGACAUCAGCCAAACUUCAACGGACGUAAGGGGCCCUUCCUCCUCUGAACCGCUUGUAAUCAUUCAGCCAAAUACGGAAAGGGAUGGUAUGAGAUCAGCGAUAUCUGAGCGGCCCGAAGCACCAAUUCCGACCAGGUCCAGCAUUGCUCAAUCAUCCUUCUCUUGGAUGUUGGAACCUGAUCAAGCAUCUAUUACUACUAACAAACCAUCGUCUCCAAAGUCCUCUUCUCCAUUUUUGAGAUCUGGAAAGCGGCCCACUUCUGGAGGUCGCGAAAAGGCGGCAUUUCUGUUUGGUGAAGAUGAUGGUGACUUUCAACUCCCAUUACCAAAAUCUUCUCUACUCAAUACCGAAGAAGCCUUCAAGCUUGGAAUAUUGAAACGAAUGGAGGAGAAGAAGUUGAAUGAGCAUACAGAAGAAUAG